Molecule: messenger RNA, 2704 nt
Organism: Rhinichthys klamathensis goyatoka
Lineage: Eukaryota; Metazoa; Chordata; Actinopteri; Cypriniformes; Leuciscidae
Gene: taf5
Product: TAF5 RNA polymerase II, TATA box binding protein (TBP)-associated factor
Exons: 11
Coding region: 33-2264 (743 amino acids)
Biological process (GO): transcription initiation at RNA polymerase II promoter
Cellular component (GO): transcription factor TFIID complex
Molecular function (GO): RNA polymerase II general transcription initiation factor activity; protein binding
Source: RefSeq, a predicted model, not a curated record
UGACGUCAUUGCAUUCGGCGCCGGGGGAAAAAAUGGCGGCUUUGCAAGAUGGACCGAUGGAGCUGGACGCAGAGAAAGAGACAAAGCCUGAAAUACUUAGCGAUGGGACGUCAAACCUCUCGGGGAACACUGGGAACGGGGCCCUCUCCUCAUCACCCCUCACCGCUGCCCCCGCCGGCGGAGCCCCGAAGCAGGAGGACCAACAAACUUUGAUCGCAGUGCUCCAGUUUCUAAAGCGGAAUAAACUGUCAGAGUCGGUGGAGAUCCUGAGGCGAGAAGCGGGUCUCGCAGAAGACCAGGUGGACUCUCUGGCAGCCGAUGGCGGUGGAGGAGGGAAAGGAGACGGAGAUGGAGGGGAUGCGAACUCUCUGCUCAGCCGGGUGUCCAUCACAGCAGCAGCCGCCCCCCAGAGCACGCUGACCCCCGUGCCAGUCAAGAAAGACCAUCCAGAUGUCCGUGUGGUGCUGUCAGCGUACAGUCAGCAGGGGGAUCCAUCUCUGUAUCAGGUGUACUACAGCGACCUGAAGAACUUCAUAGAGUCAGUGCUGGACUGCCACCGAGCAGAACUGUCCCAGCUCUUCUACCCCCUGUUCGUUCACAUGUACCUGGAGCUGGUCUACAACAACAAUGAGACCAAAGCCAAGGCUUUCUUCGACAAGUUUAGCGGUGAUCAGGAGUGUUACUAUCUGGAUGACCUGCGUGUUCUUUGCGGCCUCAGUAAGAAAGAGCACAUGAAGGGGAACGAGGCUCUUCUGGAUUUCCGCACCAGCCGCUUCGUGUUGCGCAUCUCCAGAGACUCGUACCAGCUUCUGAAGAGACACUUGCAGGAAAGACAUAAUAACCAGAUAUGGAACAUCAUUCAAGAGCACUUGUACAUCGACAUCUUUGACGGCAUGCCCCGCAGCAAGGGUCAGAUCGACAGCAUGUCCGGCAGCCUUGGGGGAGAGGCCAAACGAGAAGUCAACAAAGCCAAGGUGUUCUACGGGCUGCUGAAGGAGCCAGAGAUUGAAGUCCCGCUAGAUGAUGAAGAUGAUGAAGCAGAGAAUGAGGAAGGGAAGCCCAAGAAGAAGAAAACUAAAAAGGACAGUAUAGGCUCCAAGAGUAAGAAACAAGACCCAAACGCCCCUCAACAGAACAGGAUCCCUCUGCCAGAGCUGAAGGACUCGGACAAACUGGAUAAGAUCAUGUACAUGAAGGAGAGCACCAAAAGAAUCCGGCUCAGCCCGGAGAACCUGCCUUCCAUUUGCUUCUAUACGUUCCUCAACGCCUACCAGGGUUUGACGGCGGUAGACUUCACUGACGACUCCAGUCUGUUAGCGGGAGGAUUUGCGGACUCCACAGUCCGCGUGUGGACCGUCACACCCAAAAAAUUACGCAAAGUCAAAUCUGCAGCAGACCUGAAUCUGAUUGAUAAAGAGUCUGAUGACGUUCUGGAGAGGAUUAUGGAUGAGAAGACGGCCAGUGAGUCUAAAAUCCUACACGGUCACAGCGGGCCGGUGUAUGGCGUCAGCUUCAGUCCAGACAGGAACUAUCUGUUGUCCAGUUCUGAGGACAGUACUGUCAGACUGUGGAGCCUGCAGACGUUUACAUGUCUCGUGGGGUAUAAAGGACACAACUAUCCAGUGUGGGACACUCAGUUCUCACCCUUCGGCUAUUACUUUGUGUCUGGAGGACACGACAGAGUGGCACGGCUCUGGGCGACGGAUCAUUACCAGCCCUUGCGUAUAUUUGCCGGGCAUCUGGCUGACGUCACCUGCACGCGGUUCCACCCCAACUCCAACUAUGUGGCCACAGGCUCGACCGACCGCACUGUACGCCUCUGGGAUGUCCUGAAUGGAAACUGUGUCCGCAUUUUUACAGGUCACAAGGGACCCAUCCAUUCUCUAGCAUUCUCACCUAAUGGAAAGUUCCUGGCAUCUGGAUCCACAGAUGGGAGAGUUUUGCUAUGGGAUCUUGGACAUGGGCUGAUGAUCGGAGAACUGAAGGGCCACACAGACACAAUAUAUGCCCUCAAGUUCAGCAGAGAUGGAGAAAUCCUCGCAUCAGGCUCUAUGGAUAACACAGUUCGGCUGUGGGACGCCAUGAAGGCUUUCGAUGACGUGGAGACGGACGACUUCACUGCAGCGACGGGCCACAUUCACCUGCCUGACAACUCCCAGGAGCUGCUGCUGGGGACGUACCACAGCAAAUCCACUCCCGUCACACACCUGCACUUCACCAGACGCAACCUGCUACUGGCUGCAGGAGGCUACAACUCCCAGUGAAGGGACCGCAUAUUUCAGAGGACAAUGACUUCAUGUAGAUGUGUGUUUUUCAUAAAUGGUGCAUGUUAUUUAAAGAUUACCACCCACCCUAACAUGUGAAAUAGGUUCAAGCGAAGUGAAAAAAGGAGUCAAGCACUGAGCAUACCUGGGAACAGCGACCAAUACCUCUUUCAUCAUUCAUUUACUGAUCCUAGAUCUCACACCUCGUGCUCUUAAGCUUACCUUUUCUCUUCCAUGCUUGUUUUCAAGGCCAUUAUGCAUCAAAUGUCUCAAAAUGACAUGGCUGGUCUCCUUUUGUCAAUUUAAACUUUUCCAUUCUAAUUCAGAAUCUGGUUCUUGGUCUUUGAAAUGUGAUGCAUAUGAGUGCUGUUGUCAAUGUCUGUACAAGCUUUUAUACUAGGUGCCUCAAAGUGUAAAUAAAACAAGUUUUCUACACAGUG